Hypomesus transpacificus is the source of this 2641-nucleotide messenger RNA. RefSeq names its product cadherin-related family member 1a (gene cdhr1a). The coding region runs from base 5 to 2602 and encodes 865 amino acids. NCBI's taxonomy places the organism in Eukaryota, Metazoa, Chordata, Actinopteri, Osmeriformes, Osmeridae. The transcript has 17 exons. Gene Ontology annotation, molecular function: cadherin binding; calcium ion binding. Gene Ontology annotation, biological process: homophilic cell-cell adhesion. Gene Ontology annotation, cellular component: catenin complex; plasma membrane. The record is from RefSeq and is a predicted model, not a curated record.
UAGGAUGAAGAAUGUAAAGAAAUUACAUUUUCCACUGGUACUUAUUUUAGCUUAUCUCUGUUACGCACAAGGAGACUAUGCCCCACAUUUCUUUGACAAUGGACCAUACGGUGACAAUGGAAACCUGGCUCUAUUCAGUCUGUCAGAAGACACACCAGUCGGCACACAGAUCUAUGCUCUCAAUGGCACUGACCCAGAAGGUCAAGAGGUGAGGUAUGGUGUGGCGUUUGAACCAGGAUCUAAAGAGUUCUUCCGUGUAGACCCCAAGUCUGGCAACAUUACAUUGGUGGAACCACUGGAUAGAGAGAAACAAGAUUCAAUUGAAGUUUAUGUCAGCAUCACAGAUGGCCGAAACAAGGUCACAGAAAAAGUCACAGUGUUUGUAAUGGAUGCCAACGAUGAGAGACCAGAGUUUGAAAACAUGCCUUCCAUUGUAGAUGUCCCAGAGACUACAGAGUCAGGUAACAGCAUCUACAAAGUGAAGGCUGUGGACAAGGACACUGGCUCAGGAGGGUCUGUCACCUACUACCUGCAGAGCACUCAGGACAGUAAGUUCUCCAUAGACAGACACAGCGGCGUCCUCCGCAUCAAACCUGGGGAGAGCCUGGACUAUGAGCAGGCGCGGACCCACUUUGUCACAGUGGUGGCAAAGGAUGGUGGGGGGGAUUUCAACGGCAAGGAGCAGGUGAUGUCAUCUUCUGCCACCCUGACCAUCAACGUCAUCGAUAUCCAGGACACACCGCCCGCCUUUGUGGGGACUCCCUAUUUUGGCUAUGUCUACGAAGUGUCUUCCCCGGGCUCAGAAAUAUACACUGUCCUUGCCAAGGAUGGAGACGUGGGGAACCCAAACCCGAUCCAUUACUCCAUAGAGAGUGGUGCAGAUGGGGUUUUUGGCAUCAACAAAACCAGCGGGUGUAUCCGCUUGUUAAUUUACCCUGUCAAUCUAAAGAGAGAGAUAUUCAACAUCAAAGUCAAGGCCUCAGAGGUCAGCCCGGAUGGAGACUUUUUGGACUUUGGUUUAACCACGGUUGUGAUUCGAGUUGUGGACCUCAACAACCAUCCACCAACAUUCUUCGGUGAAAAUGGACCACAGAACAUGUUUGAGAUGACCAUGUAUGAGCACCCCCCUGAGGGAGAGAUCCUUAGGGGUCUGAAGAUCACCGUCAAUGAUUCUGAUCAGGGGGCUAAUGCUAAGUUCAACCUGAGACUGAUAGGCCCGGGGCGAAUGCUACGAGUGGUUCCUCAGACAGUACUCAACGAGGCACAGGUCACCAUUCUGGUAGAGGACUCUGCUGCUAUGGACUACGAGAAACACCAGUUUUUGACCUACAAGCUCCUUGCUGUGGAGAUUGAUACCCCUGAGAGGUUCAGUGCCACUGCAGACAUUGUGAUUCAUCUCCUCGACUCAAAUGACAAUGCUCCAAAGUUCUCCUCUGACUACUACAUCGCCCGAAUUCCCGAAAACUCCCCAGGUGGUUCCAAUGUGGUGGCAGUGACGGCGACAGAUCCCGACUCUGGGCUCUGGGGGGAGGUCAAAUACUCCAUCUACGGUUCAGGGGCAGACCUGUUCCUGAUCCAGCAUGCAUCUGGUAUCAUCUACACUCAGCCAUGGGCCAAUCUGGAUGCUGAGGUCAAGUCAAAGUACAACUUCUACGUCAAGGCCGAAGACACAGAGGGGAAAUACAGCCUGGCUGAGGUGUUUGUCACCGUGCUGGACCUAAACGACCACUCGCCAGAGUUCAAUGAUAACUUUCUGGAGAAGACCAUGGUCAUUGGAGCACCAGUGAAAAUAGAGGCUGUGGAUGACGAUGCAGAGGAACCCAACAAUGUAAUUGAAUACUCCAUAAUGAAGGCUGACCCAGAUAACAUCUUUGACAUCAAUGCCGACACGGGUGAAAUAAAGCUCAAGUCCUACAUCAAGUCCAUGGAUAUUGUCCAGAACAUCACCAAGCAGAAGGACUGCACCUGGUCUGUAGUGGUCCAGGCACGCGACCGGGGUUCACCAUCCUUUAGCACCACCACUGUGGUCAAGAUAGACAUCACAGAAGCGACUCAACUCAGGGGGGGGCCUUUGGCGUCCUUUUUAAUGCGUAGUAGAGACAAGCCAUUGCAAAUCCUAGGCGUAAUCGCUGGUUUUAUUAGUAUCAUGGUCAUUGUCACAGUCUUCAUCUCCACCGCAAUGUUCUUGCGCAACAAAAAGUCAAACAGGAUCCUGCCCAACCGGCGCAUUCGGAGGCGACCUCGACACCAGCAGCCCUGGACUUUCAAGAGCCCCUUUAAGAAACCGGAUAACCCUGGAGAGAAGUUUGUUGUGGAAGAGCCAGAGCUUGAAGAGGUGGAUAACAUUAAUUGUAACAACAACUUGGUGGACUACCACUACCGGCCACCAGCUCCUCUCCCAUCUGCCCCCGCACUGCCCCCUCCCGGCUACGGCUACUCCAGGCCGGGGGACAGGCAAUGGGUGGUUCCCACUGUGUCUAGCACAGUGACUGCCAAGCCUAAGAGUAAAUCCUUAAGGGACAGAGAGAACAGUGUGAACGUUGCGCUGGUGUCGGAGCUCAAAAUGAGACUGGAACAGAAGAGGAUGCAAAACCGCUACUAGGAUGUGUGUGUGUUUGCAUGUGUUGGUGGAGGUUUAUGU